Molecule: messenger RNA, 1557 nt
Organism: Striga hermonthica
Lineage: Eukaryota; Viridiplantae; Streptophyta; Magnoliopsida; Lamiales; Orobanchaceae
Source: the annotation of a GenBank genome assembly
AUGGCAUCGGCGAUGGCUGCCCGGAGGCUUUACUCAUCUGUUGACAAGCCCAUCAAGCGUCUGAAUAAUGGCGGCCCUAUUUAUUUCAUGUCGUCUUUGCCUGAUCAAGCAGAGUACGAGAAAAAAAGAUCUAAUGUCACGUGGCAAAAGCAACUAAAUUCUCCUCUGGAAGUGGUUGAUCCUGAGAUUGCUGAUAUUAUCGAGCUCGAAAAGGCCAGACAAUGGAAGGGACUUGAACUUAUUCCUUCAGAGAAUUUCACUUCUCUUUCUGUGAUGCAAGCCGUUGGCUCCGUUAUGACUAACAAGUACAGUGAAGGCUACCCUGGUGCUAGAUAUUAUGGUGGAAACGAAUACAUUGAUAUGGCUGAAACAUUAUGCCAAAAGCGUGCUCUAGAGGCAUUCCGGUUGGAUCCUGAAAAAUGGGGAGUGAAUGUGCAGUCCCUGUCAGGAUCCCCUGCAAACUUUCAGGUUUACACUGCUUUGCUCAAACCACAUGAGAGAAUAAUGUCCCUCGAUCUUCCUCACGGAGGCCACCUUUCUCAUGGGUAUCAGACUGACACAAAGAAGAUAUCUGCAGUGUCAAUUUUCUUCGAGACAAUGCCAUACAGGUUGAAUGAAAGUACCGGGUACAUCGAUUAUGAUCAGCUAGAAAAGAGUGCUGUACUCUUCAGGCCAAAAUUAAUCGUUGCCGGUGCUAGUGCUUAUGCUCGCCUUUACGAUUAUGAACGCAUUCGUAAGGUCUGUGACAAGCAGAAAGCAAUACUAUUGGCUGACAUGGCGCAUAUCAGUGGAUUGGUUGCGGCCGGCGUCAUCCCAUCUCCCUUCGACUAUGCGGACGUGGUGACGACCACCACCCACAAGUCGCUUCGUGGGCCCCGCGGGGCCAUGAUAUUUUUCAGGAAGGGCGUGAAGGAGAUCAACAAGCAGGGAAAAGAGGUGUUGUAUGACUAUGAGGAUAAGAUUAAUCAAGCUGUGUUUCCUGGUCUUCAAGGUGGACCCCACAAUCACACAAUCACUGGCUUGGCUGUUGCGUUGAAGCAGACAACUACUCCAGAAUAUAAAGCUUAUCAAGAACAAGUCUUGAGCAAUAGUUCAAAGUUUGCCAAGACUUUGGCUGAGAAAGGAUACGAACUUGUUUCUGGUGGAACUGAGAACCAUUUAGUGCUGGUAAAUUUGAAAAACAAGGGUAUUGAUGGCUCUAGAGUGGAGAAAGUAUUGGAAUCUGUCCACAUUGCAGCCAACAAGAACACUGUGCCCGGAGAUGUAUCUGCCAUGGUUCCUGGUGGCAUCAGAAUGGGAACCCCGGCACUUACUUCCAGAGGGUUUUUGGAGGAGGAUUUCGUCAAAGUUGCCGAGUUCUUUGACGCCGCUGUACAAUUGGCUAUGAAAAUCAAGGCUGAGACAAAAGGGACAAAGCUUAAGGACUUUAUGGCCACAAUGCAAAAUAGUGCUUCAUUCCAGUCUGAGAUUGCAAAACUCCGCCAUGAUGUGGAGGAGUACGCCAAGCAAUUCCCCACUAUCGGGUUCGAGAAAGAAACCAUGAAGUACAAGAACUAA